Molecule: messenger RNA, 14571 nt
Organism: Nymphalis io (European peacock)
Lineage: Eukaryota; Metazoa; Arthropoda; Insecta; Lepidoptera; Nymphalidae
Product: dystrophin, isoforms A/C/F/G/H
Exons: 65
Coding region: 282-12605 (4107 amino acids)
Biological process (GO): synaptic signaling
Cellular component (GO): plasma membrane
Molecular function (GO): zinc ion binding; protein binding
Source: RefSeq, a predicted model, not a curated record
UUGGUUUCGCUACUGUCCGUGAUAAUGGUUUUAAUUUUUUUUAUUACUUUUUUAACAUAACUUGUACGUGAAAGUUAAAAAAGUUUUUCAAAGUUGAGUACUGGUAGUGUUAGUUGUGUUAAACAUUGUUUAUAAAAAGUUUUGUGAUAUUUGAAAAGUUCGGACAAAGUUUUCUAGUUGGGAGUGGCGGUGUGUGUGUGUUGUCAUGUCUAAGAAAGUUGGUAUCAUCACAGAAACUUGAUUGAAAACAGAUCAUCCGUGUGGGAUAAUCUUGUGGGAAAAUGGAGCCCAGUUGUGUAGAUGAGCGGGAGGACGUACAAAAGAAGACAUUCGCUAAAUGGAUAAAUUCACAACUCGCAAAGCACGGCAAGCCGCUCGUAGAAGAUCUGUUUCAAGAUCUACGAGAUGGAGAAGUUCUGCUGGCACUCCUCGAGAUUCUCACCGCGCAACAGUUUAAACGUGAACGAGGACGCAUGCGUGUUCACCACCUCAAUAAUGUAAAUGCAGCUUUACGCGCGCUCGCGACUGCCGGCGUCCGUCUCGUCAACAUCAGUAGCGGAGAUAUCGUGGAUGGCAACCCUAAACUGAUACUAGGAUUGGUGUGGAGUAUUAUUUUGCACUGGCAAGUUCAUUAUCACUUGAAAGAGUUGAUGUCGGAAUUGCAGCAGACGAAUCUUGAGAAGACAUUGUUAGCCUGGUGCCGGACUCAUACACAAAAUUAUAUGGGCGUUAAAGUUGAGAACUUCACAUCAUCAUGGUCAGAUGGACUUGCAUUCAACGCUUUGCUUCAUCGCUGGAGACCGCAGCUGUUUGACUACUCCAGCUUACUCAACAUGACACCAGCUCAGAGACUGGAACACGCGUUUGCGCUUGCCCAACGUCACCUCUCAAUUGACCAGCUAUUAGAUCCUGAAGAUGUAAACACACCAAAUCCUGACAAGAAAUCAAUAAUGAUGUAUGUGAUGUGCUUAUUCCAAUCUCUACCUCACUCGAACGAUGACAUGGAACCCGCUGAGCAUGUGGAAGGCACGGAGCACGGCGUGGGACAGUCUGCUGAUAUGGACGAGCCAGCUAGUCCUACCGAUGUACUUGGUGGAGGAAGCGCAGCGGUGUCUCGUCCGGUAUCCGUGGCUACCACGUGCUCGGUGGAGCUUGGUGCUUACGGUGCUGCAUUAGAGGACGCACUCGCAGCCCUACUCGACGGUGAAGAACGUUUGCACGCGUCACCACUACCGGAGGAGAGCGAAGCAGACCAGCCUGGUGCUUACCUAGCAGCACUUAAAGAACAUUUCCAUUCUCAUGAGAAAUUCCUGCUGGAGCUGUCGGAGCAGCAGUGCCGCGUGGGCGCCGUGCUGGACGAGGGCGCGCGCCUCGUGCGCGACCAGGCGCUGUCCAGGGACGAGGCCAACGAGGUCCGUCUCCAGAUGCGCCUGCUGAACCAGCGCUGGGAGCAGCUGCGGCUGGGAGCCAUGGACAAACAGGCACGCGUGCAUCGCGCUCUCAUGCGCGCGCAACAUCGGCAGCUCAACGCUUUUCGACAAUGGCUGACGGCGACGGAGGACCGCAUGUCGCGCAUGGAAGCUGCUCACGAGCAGCCGAGAGCAGCGCUGGAGAGCACGCGCGCGCUGCACGCAGACCUGCGCCGCCAGCAGCCGCUCGUCGACGCGCUCGCCGACUGCGUGCUCGUGGUGGACGACGACGACGCGCACGACGCCAGCGUGUCGGAGAUAGAAGAUCAGCUUAGAGCGUUGGGUGAGCGCUGGUCGCACGCGUGCCAAUGGACCCUCGCGCGACUCGAGCGCUUGCAGCGCUGCAACGCUAUGGAACAGCAGGAAGCACAGCUGCGUACUGACAUCCAUCAACUAGAGACAGACCUCAAACAGAUGGAAGCGUACCCAGCAAGCGAGAUCGGUGAAGUGCUAGAGCGAAUAUCAGCCCUACAGCGCUGUAGCGCAUCUCUUAUAGCUCAGCGACACGGUUUAACGGAGUUACUGCAGCAGCUACAAGGGAUAGAGGGCGCAGAAGAGCUUGCGGACAGUGCUGAUGAGUUACAUGAUAGACUUGAGGCGUUGGAGCUCAUAUUGCGUGUACAGGCGGACCGGAUCAAGGAAUUAGGUUUCGAGUUCGAUAUUACGAUGACGGAGGAAAGCGCCGGAGGUACAAGUACUAUCACCACGACCAGCACCGUUACCACGACAUUAGAUCUUGACCAUCGGACGAAGAAGCCGCGUCUUAGUGACAAGUCCAGUUCAGAUUUUCAGAUUGGUUACAAAGUGUUCGACAACUGGGCAGAGACGACGGAAAAGGCGCUGAGCGAAUGUUUGCGGUCACUAAGCGAGUGCUCCAGCGAAUCGUCCCGCGAGACUGCCAGGGCUUUACUCCAGCGAGUGCAACGCGAAAGCGAGGAGCAGCGCGCUGAUUUCGCUAAUGUGGAGGAAAUACAACGCAGACUUGCUGCUGAUGUGUCGCUUCGAGAGGAAGCCAAAUUACACGCGGACAGCAUCGAAGAACUAAAGAAACGAUGGGAGGCGAUACAGAAGACGCUUCUUGAAAUACGAAACAUGAUGAACCUCUUGGAAGAUAAAGAGAACUUCUACAAGAACGUAGAAGCCUUACAGAGAGAAAUUGACGACGUCCACACGUGGAAAGACAAAAUGCUUAAGGAACCAGCGACGAACAAUCAGCUAAUACACUUACGAAACAAAAUACGCGCGGUUAAACAGCUCGAAAUGAAAUUGAAAGAAUUGAACGCGCAAUCGAUUAUAUUACUCACGAAGUCGAUAUCAAAAUCGCACAAGGACGAAAUCGAGAGAGACACGAAACGAAUAAACGAAUCAUUCGAAGAGUUACUUCUAUAUUUAAGUAAGAGAGAAGUAGAAAUCAAGAUUGCUCUCAAUAAGAGAGUUCCAACACUCCAGAGUGACGAAGAAUACAAGGUCGUGCAAAGGAAAAUACAGGAUAUGGAAUCGCAGAUUAUCAGUGAACACGCGAUAAUAUCGUCCAAGGAGGACAUGGGGAGGAAGCUCGAGGAGUUGAAGCUGAUGCGCCGGCAGUUCGACGACCUGCAGACCUCGUACGACGCGGUUGUGAAGGAGAAACGCGAGAAGUACGAGAAAGGAAGCGUUCAGGAAUUAAAUCUGAGGAGUAGCGUCGAGAAUCUAGUCAUGAGGUUCUCAGAUUCUAAAACUAUUCUCGAGCAGAAAAUUAAUAAGUUAGAGAAAGGUAUUGAGCUUGUGGAGAAGUUGGAAAGAGAGCAGAGUGAGUUGAAUCAGUGGCUGGAUGGUGUGCAGACAUUCGUGGAUGGAAACUCCGUGGUGUCCAUAGGCGAUGUUGCAGAGCUGGAGAAACUACUGGAAACUAGUAACAAAUACGACGAACAAAAAUCUAACUACAAAGCGUUACUAGAAAGCAUUGAAGCUACAAAAGAAACAAUACUCGAAGACUGCGAUGACAGUUUAUCGAAACAACUGAAAUCCGGUAAAGAUCUACGUAAACGCUACGAAACCGCUACAGAGUCAUCUCUCAAACUCAAUGAGAGCUUACGACGAGCGUUAGAGAAGACGGAAGGUUUGAUACGACGUAUCGACGAAAUGGAGGAGUGGCUUGUGAAGAUCGAAGAUGAAAUGCCGAAGGAAGACGAGUGUAACAUAUCGGAUUCGGCCGAACUGUAUCAGAUGAAGACACGGUUCCAGGCGCUGAAGGACAAGUGCGAUGAGAAAACGCCAGAUUUCAGGAAUCUGAAUGAAGACGGCAACGAGGCGCUGCUGUCGGCGGAGCGCGCGCCGGCGCUGGCGCGGCGCCUCACGCAGCUCAACGCGGGCUGGACGCGCGCCACGCACUCCGUGUACGAGCGGUACAAGGUGCUGGCGGAGGCGUGGCACGAGUCGGGCGAGUUGCGCGCGUGGCUGGCGCAGCAGGCGGCGUGGCUGGACGGGCUGCAGCGCCGCCUCACGCGGGAGAGACGCGCGCGCGCCGACGCAGAGGAUAUCUCUGACGAGCUAUACGAUUUGGAGAACUACGUGUCCAAUCGAAGCGAGGAACGUAUGAGUCGCAUAGAGGCGGUCGGCCGUCAGCUCGCAGACGCGCACAUCAUGCCCAACUGGAUACGAGCGGAGAUCGACGCGCUUUCCCAGCGGUGGGAAACGCUGCAGCAACAGGCGGCGGCGCGCACGGCCGAGCUGGAGGCGGAGGCGCGCGAGGCGGCGCGCUGCGAGGUGUCGCUCGACAACCUGCAGCAGUGGCUGCUCGCGCUGCGCCAGCGGGCGCUGCUCGACGACCCCGUGCCCGCCGACCAGCUGGCGGCCGAGUUUACUGCUCAGCGCGGUGUGCUGCAGGAGGUGGAGCAGCAGGUGCAGGCGUACCGAGAGGCCGGCAAGCAGGAGGCCGCCGAUCGACUGCGCGACCAGUUGCAACUCGCGGAGCGGAAUCUCAACGAAGCGGAGGAGCAGUUCCUCGAGCCGAAGCGCUCGCCGACACUCGCGGAGGCGGAGGGCGGCGAGGCGGGCGGCGAGGCGGGCGGCGCGGAGGGCGGCGAGGCGGCGCGGCUGGCGCGGCGGCUGGCGCGCGCGGGCGACGCGCUGCGGGAGGUGCAGCGCGGGGCCGCCGCCGCGCUGCCGCUGCGCGCGCCCGACCCCGACGCCGUGCGCGCGCAGCUGCGCACCUGCCUGAGAUUUUACCGGACUCUAAGCGAAAUUAAAUCCGAAGUUGAAUCAAUAAUCAAAACCGGUCGGAAGAUGGUCGAAGAGAAAGCUGUACCAGAGCCGCAGGAGUUCUCCAAAAAAAUAGACAUGUUAAAGGAAUUGUACAACAAACUUGGUGCACAUGUAACCGAAUCGAAGACUAAAUUAGAGACGGCUUUGCUUACCGCGCGGGAGAUACAAAACGACCUGCAAUCCCUGACCUCCUGGCUCCAAGGUUUAGGAAAUGUCGGGAAGCAGACACUCGAACUAGAAAUGUCCCGAAUGGAAGCAAUCAAAGACAAACUCAACGCUAACUAUGUUGAAUUCGCAAAAGGUUCCGACCCAGUCUAUCUAGCAAGUCUACGUGAACAAAUCGAUGAUAUUAACACACGAUGGAAUAAUUUGAAACGCCACGGCUUAGGUAAGAAGGAAACUGAGCUAGAAAGUCUUCAGAGAUACUUGAAUGAUAUAGACCAAGAGUUAGACAGUCCAGAAACAAUGUCCGCGGCGAAAUUGAAGCUUCUGAAAACAGAAGUACGUUUGAAGGCGGCUGAAGUGGAAUCAAUCGAUAAUAAGGCGUUGUCGAAACAGUGGGAGAGAAUAUUAGAGAAAAUAACCGCCGAAAAAGUCACAGAUGACAAUGAUGCGGCAGUUGUCGAAUAUGAGAAUGUGACAGAUACUAUCAAGAGACGUUUAGAGAGUCCAAUCAACUCGCCUGAGAGUGAGAAACCAGAGUUCAAGAAGUCUAGAAUACCCUUGGCUCUGAAGAGCCCCGUGCCAAUAAAGAAAGAAGUUAAGGAAGGCGGUAAUAGGAGUAGAGGUUCUUCGUUGGAGAGACGUAACAAGAAAGCCGGCAGUCCUAUGACAGAUAGUAUCACAAGCACCAUGUCCACUGACUCAAUUGAAGGAUCAAUUUCUAUAAUGGGUUCAUUACCGUCAACACCUGAAACGCCACGCAAAGACAGUAGCACUUUCAAUCUUCUACAAGACAGUGACUUAUUUACGCAAAUAUCUAAAAAUAAAAUCGAGCCGAAAUUGCCGGCACUACAGGGUAAGACGUCUAAGCCGGAUCCGUUCCACGUCGUUGAAGUGAAGGAACAUGAGAUCGUAAAGUCGACUGUUAGUCCAGUGGAACCGAUGGAGAUAUAUCCAUCGGAUGCAGUUGAAACUGUUGUCGAGUUUAUUCCGCAAACUGUGGAAACGGUUGAGAUUUUAGACGAUACAGAAGGGGAAUCCAUUGAAGAAUCGGACGAUGAUAAACCUGAUUCCAAACGGAAUUCAGUCGAUUUAGGUUCAGAACCGAAGACAUUCGUCGUUGAAGUUAAAACACUCGAUCAAAGAAUGAAGCCAACACUAGGCAUACUUAAAAGAAGAAGUGGUUUUAAUGAAGAAAGAUCUAAAGUGAUGAAGGUGACUUUGGACGUACCAGAUUUAAUACCGUUUUCUGAUAAGGAUCAAGAUGUUUCGAUGAGUACACCACCAUCUACACCAGCAGGAGUAGAAGCUAAAGAGUGUCCUUUAUUAUACGAUUUGGUGGCAAGACAAAAGGAAGCCCAGAAACAUUUAAUGAGGGAUGAGGUUAACGAAUAUUUGAUACUGGAUGAGGUACCUAAAGAUCAAGCAGCAUUACCUGAGCCCUCUGCGACCGUUACCUUUGCCAGUGAAGAUGAAACAUUAAAGAAAGAAGAUGGUGGAAACAAACCCGAAAAACUUAAAAGCCAAUCGUCUAACAGUGAUGUGGAUGAAGCCAUAUAUUCAGAAGUUGAAGACACUCAACAGGUUCGUCUCUCUGCAUCAGAAUUCGAUGUUAAAGAGCCACUGUCAACAUCGACACCAAUUAAAGAAGAUAAAAAUAAGAAGCAGGUUCACGUCGUUGCCAUGUCUCCGAAGCCCGCGCAAGAUGAAGAACAAGAAGACGUUCCUCCUUCGCCGAAAUCCAGGGCUUCAGCGAGUCCAUUGUUCGGUCUGAAGUCACAAAUACCCGUCACCAAAGAUAAGAAAAUUACAAAUGAAAAAUAUCAGCGGACUGAUGAUUACGCUCAAAUAUCGGAUAUAACCGAGAGUUCACCGGAGACAGACGACGCGAGCGAAUCGACCGAUCGUCCAGCGCCCUCGGAGCUGAAAAGUCGGUUUCCGAAUGCGUGUGACGAGGAGUUGGAGCAGUUCUCGAGUGAGGCGGAGCGGAUGGCGCGACGCAUGCACGUUAUGCUGCUAACCGUGGGGGGAGUGGCCAGCGAGCGAGACCCCGCCAAGAGGCUGGAGAUAUUAAAGAACCAGUUGGGCUCUGUAGCGCCGGAUGCAGCAGCACUGAUAUCGCGCGGCGACAGCCUCGUCUACAAAAAACACAAGGACAAUCCACAACUAGCGGAAUAUUUGCAGACCCAUUACCAAGACAAGUUAAGAAACAAAUGGUCUAUAGUGAUGUCGGAAAUCGAAACGAAACGCAACGCGGCCCUCAAAGCCGAGGACGACGUGAAGGAAUUGAACACCUUGAUCGAGAGCACGCAGAAAUGGAGCAAAGACUUCGAAGUCAAGAUUAAAAACGGAGGGGAUGGCAUGAAGGAGGAGUUGAUCGAUCGGGUGAACGAUUUAGAACGUAUACACGAUUUGUGCAGGGAGUUACGUGUGCAAAGGGUUACGUUCCCGGAGAGGGCUGCCAGUGAUGUCGGUGUGGUGUUCAAUAGGAUACGAGACGCUUAUGAAGCAACAGUGCCUAAGAAGGAUAGAAAGAAAACGGAGAGCAACGAGGCGCGCAACGGCGAGUUCGUGACGCGCGCCAACCGCGCGCGCGAGGCCGUCGCGGCCGCGCUGGGCGCGCUGCGGGCGGCGCCGCUGGGCGCGCGCGACUACGACGACUUCCCGCUGCAGCAGGACGCGCUCGCGAGAAUAAAAGCGUCAAUGGAAGACAUCCAGGUGUCCGUGGAUGAUAUCGAAAACUCAUACUCCUUUGCAUCUCGGAAGACCGCGAGCGAGCAAGUUAAACGCGUGCGAGACAAACUGCGCGCCGAGUGGACUGCAUUGCUCGAAGCUUAUAAGGAGAGGCACGACAGGUGGUCACGUUGCCAGUCAUCAUGGGCGGCACUCUAUGCGGCAUUAGAAAAGGGGGGAGAAGCAUUGGAUGCACUGGAACGAGACCUGGAUGCAGCUGCGAAUGGGAAUGUCACACAACAACAGCUGGAAGAUUUGGAUAAACAGGUGCGCGCCCGGCAGCGCGAGGCCAACGAGAUCAGCGCGCUCGGGCGCGUCGUGCUGCGCGCGUGCGGGGGCGCGCUCGCGGCCGCCGUGCGCGACCAGCUCGACGCGCACACGCUGCGCGCGCGCCACGCCGCCCGCCACCGAUUCUCCGAAGCCACUAAGAACAACAAUUCAGUUGGUGCGAUUAGUGCGGGUAAUGGGGGUGCUGCGGAGUCCGCUCUCCGCAGUGUGCGCGAGUUGCUGCUCACGACGAGCGCGAACCCCUCCGACCACACCAGUCUGGCCAUACGACUCAGUCUCGUAAAAGCCCGUGAGGAAGAGCUUGGUCGCGCGGCGCGUGAAGCGGAGACGCAGCUGCGCGCGCACGACGCGCCCGACUCGCAGGACGCACGACGCUUACGCAACGUUCGCGACGAGUUAGAGAAGGCGCAAACAAGUCUGUCAGCUCACGGCGAAUACGUAAAGAGCAAACUGACCGCAUUGGGCAAGUACACGACGCGGUUGGACGCAGCACUCGCCUGGGCCAUGGAGACACGUGCGCGACUCGCUCUAGCAGACGAUCUGCCAACCGCCUCUCAACCGGAUUUGGACACAAUAAUAAAAGACAAAGAAACGGAAAUCCGCGAAGUUCUCGAAAAUUACAACAACAUAGAACGCGAAUGUGUCGCAGCGAAGCAAACCGUAUCACCCGAAGUCCGAGAACGAGUUCUCAAGCUAAAAGAAGACUGGGCAUUCAUUCGAGAUACUUCUAAAAAAACACAAGAGGUCCCAGUUCGGGCGCCAUCCACACCCCGUGCUUCUGUGGAGCGACAGACGGACGGUGACAAGACAGAUUCGCAGCUCGAGUGGAGCGCGCGGGUAGGGUCACGGCGUCAAUCGGCGCAGGGCUCGCCCGCCGCGCUGCUCGCGCACUUCGAUACCAGCGUACUUCAGAUUCGUGACUGGUUGUCGGUUGAAGUGGAUAUGCUGCGCGCGCAACCUGUCGCCGUUGGCGACGUAGACGACAUCAUGCAACAGCUGGACAAACAAAAGGGUGUGCUCAGAGAGCUUGAACAAAAGAAACCACAGCUGGACGAGCUUCUCCACACGGCUGAGAGCUUAAAAGGCACCGAAAAUAGGCAACAGCUUCAUGGCAAAGAUAUAACCGGAUUUCCUGUGUCAAAGACAAGCCCACAGUUGUUACACUUAAGGUCACUGUUGAAAGUAACCGCACUAAGAGAACACUGGGAUGAGGCAAACGCGCGUGUUCUACAGCGAAAAGCUCAGCUGGAUGCGAUGCUCGGUGACUCUCAGCGUUACGAAGCGAGGCGGCGUGAUGCAGAUGCAUGGCUCACACGAAUGGAGACACGCUUGGCCAGCAUGACUGCACCCGGACACACUGCUGAUGUUCUCGAGAUGCAGCUGAGAGAACAGAAGUCAUUCCACGCCGAAGUACACCAAUAUAAGCAUCAAAUCGAACUCUUCGGCCAGCUGACGCAGCGCCUCAUUGCGGUCUAUAGAAACGAUGACACAACGCGUAUCAAACGCGCUACCGAAUCAAUAAACCAUCGUUAUAACGAACUGAACAAUAGUAUUGUGGCUCGCGGAAAAGCAUUACAUUCUGCGGUUUCGUCGCUACAAAAUUUCGAUCGUUCUUUGGAGAAUUUCGUGGCUUGGCUGAGUGAAGCGGAGUCAUUGCUGGAUGCAGCUGAGCGAGAUCCUCAUUUGCUCAAGGACUUACAGUCGGAAAUCGAAACACAUCGCGAUGUAUACGCAUCGCUCACGGGAACCGGGCGGCGAUUGCUCGGGUCCCUGUCAUCCCAAGAAGACGCAGUUAUGCUGCAAAGGAGACUGGACGAGAUGAAUCAGAGAUGGCAUCAUUUAAAGGCGAAGAGUAUGGCUAUCAGGAAUCGUCUGGAAAGCAAUGCAGAACAUUGGUCGGCGUUGCUGUUAUCAUUACGAGAACUAACCGAGUGGGUUAUACGCAAAGAGACUGAAUUAAACGCGCUCGCACCGCCACGGGGCGACCUUAACGCUCUCAUCAAACAACAGGAUGAUCACCGAGCAUUCAGACGGCAGUUAGAAGACAAGAGGCCAGUUGUUGAGAGCAACCUCCUCAGUGGAAGGCAGUACGUAGCCAACGAGCCUCCGCUCUCCGACACUAGCGACACGGAACUGAGCAGAGACAGCGAAGGUGAUUCGCGAGGCUAUCGCACAGCGGAGGAACAGGCGCGGGAGCUGUCCAGGUCGAUUCGCAGAGAAGUCGCCAAGUUAGCUGAUAAAUGGAACACGCUGGUGGACAGGAGCGACGCGUGGGGACGGUGCUUGGAUGACGCUGUACAGCGUGUCCGUACAUUCACAACAUCGCUCGACGAGUUAGCAUCGCGCGUGCAAACAGCAGAGGCUGCUCGCGCAUCAUGGCGUGCGCCCGGCGAUGCUCGGGAUGCGCGCGCGCAGCUCGAUGCUGUUUCGCGUGCACGGGCCCAGCUUCCGCCGCUGAAGAGAUUGGUAGACGAGCUGAGAGCUCAAACACAGGCGAUGGCGAGGGAUAAUAUCCAAUUGCCUGAACAUUUAGUUGCGAGACUCGAGGAUUUAAAUACGAGAGUAUCCGGUUUAAGUGCCGGUGGCGAAGAGCGCGCACGCCAGCUCGCUGGAGUAGCCAGGGAUGGAGGAGCGGGAGCGGCUCAGGGAUUCCUAGCUGGCUCUGUCCGCACACCCUGGGAGCGGGCUGUCACUCCGGCCAACGUACCAUAUUAUAUUAACCACGAACUUGAAACGACGCACUGGGAUCAUCCAAAGAUGAUCGAACUGAUGAACUCCCUGGCCGAUCUGAACGAAGUACGCUUCUCCGCUUACAGAACUGCUCUCAAACUGAGAACUGUCCAGACAGCUUUAUGUAUGCAUAUGCUGCAAUUACCUGCGGCUCUCGAAUCAUUUGAUUCUCACGGACUCCGAGCUCAAAACGAUCGCCUCAUCGAUAUUCCUGAUAUGAUCACCGUGCUUACAUCCUUAUAUGAGGUCAUAGCAGCAGAAAAUCCAAGUCUAGUGAAUGUUCCACUCUGUCUAGACCUGUCCAUCAACUGGUUGCUUAAUGUCUAUGACAGUCAGCGAACCGGCCAGAUCAGGGUGUUAAGUUUCAAGGUCGGAUUGGUGUUGCUCUGUAAAGGACACUUGGAGGAGAAAUAUAGGUAUUUAUUCCGAUUGAUUGCUGAUCCAUCUUGCCGCGCUGACCAAAGAAAAUUAGGACUACUUCUACACGAUUGUAUACAAGUUCCGAGACAGUUAGGAGAAGUUGCGGCAUUUGGUGGUUCUAACAUAGAGCCCUCAGUGAGGAGCUGCUUCGAACAAGCAUCUGUUGCUACGAAGGAGGGUAACAGAGGAAGUACGCUUGAUAGAAAAGCAGUUGAAAAAGAGAAGGAAAAAGAAGACACCAAAGAGAAGACAUUAGAGAGAGACGCAGAUGGCCAGCUUCAAUUUAUAGAGGCAUUCCACUUCCUCCAAUGGCUGCAGAAAGAGCCACAGUCAAUGGUCUGGCUGCCGGUACUACACAGACUUGCUGCUGCAGAAAGUGCGAAACACCAGGCCAAAUGUAAUAUUUGUAAAGAAUAUCCAAUUGUUGGAUUUAGAUACCGCUGUUUAAAAUGUUUCAACUUCGAUAUGUGUCAGAAAUGCUUCUUCAACGGUCGUAAAGCCAAAAAUCAUAAGCUGACACAUCCUAUGCAAGAAUACUGCACAGCUACAACGUCAGGAGAAGAUGUACGUGACUUCACGAGAGCUCUUCGUAAUAAAUUCAAAUCGGCGAGAUACUUUAAGAAACACCCUAGAGUUGGGUACUUGCCGGUUCAGACUGUGCUCGAAGGAGACGCGCUGGAGUCCCCCGCGCCGUCCCCGCAGCACGGCGCGGGCGCGGGCGCGGGCGCCGACGACAUGCACUCGCGCCUCGAGCUGUACGCCACGCGCCUCGCGCAGGUCGAGCUGGGCGCGCGCGCCGCCGACACCCCCGACAGCGAUGAAGAACACGCCCUCAUCGCUCAGUAUUGUGCUUCCCUAAACGGAGCUUCAGAGGGUGUCGAUGGGGAAGGUGACGGCGAGGACGCGCCGCGCUCUCCCGUGCACGUCGUAUCUGUUAUCCAUCGGGAACAACGACACGAGCUGGAGGCCAUGAUCAGAGAGCUAGAAGAAGAAAACGCAAGUCUUCAAGCAGAGUACGAACGGCUCAAGGCCAAACAAACUCCAGGCUCCACUCCUGAAGAACAGCAUGCGGUUACCGACAACAGGAAUGCGCCUGUUGAUCAGGAUAUGAUGGCAGAAGCGCGUCUCCUCCGGCAGCAUAAGGGAAGGUUGGAAGCUCGCAUGCAGAUCUUGGAAGAACAUAACCGUCAACUGGAGGCACAGCUGCAACGCUUACGUAGACUACUGGAUGAGCCGGGCGCGGCGCAGGGCUCGCCGGGCGCGCGCACGGGCACGCUGCAGACGCGCUCCGUCACCGCCUCGCAGCUCGCCACCGACUCGCCCGCCAAGCUGCACAACGGCCUCUACCACGACACCAAUGGCGGUCGUGCUGAGAGGGAGACGCGCGAACUGGAGCGCCCGCCACCGCCGCCGCACGCCGUGCAUUCGCUCAUGCACUGCGCAGAUGACCUUGGCCGAGCUGUUGAAGAAUUAGUAUCAGUUAUGACGGAGGAUCAAAAUCAGAAUUCCAACGCACCUCCUCAAUAUACCAACGGGAAACAAGAAGACAAAGAAAAAUAGGUUUCUCCUUCGAAAACAUUCGAUCCGACGCGCUAUGGUGCUGAAGCGGGCAAAUGUUACCAGUAUUAAAAUAGUGGUAGCAAUUUGUAACCGAUUCUUAUAUCGCUUCGGCAACACUGUUGAAUUACUUACCAAAGAUUGCUUUACUGUACACCUGUAUUAAUAUUUAUAUGCACAAUAAGACUUUAUUUCUCAGGUUAUUUUUAAAUAUAUUUAUCGAUAAUUACGGUAACCGUUUACUAAUUUUCGACUCAUCACUAACAAUACCUGCACGUGCUUGUCUGUACAAACUAUACAAGAGCUAACUUCAUUACCAUAACACUAAUAUCGAACCGAGCUUCCUAUUUUACACUUGGCAUUUAACGGGUCACGGGAAUUUAAUCCUUAGGAUCGGAGCCACAAGUUGAUCAGUUCCUAAGCUGAACAAUUGAUGAUAGCUACGGUUUCGUAGAAACGAUAUUCGUAUGCAACGCUUAUUGUAUAGAUAAGGGCAUGCCUUUGUUGCAGUACGUAUCGUGAUUGAGUCCUAACCUUGUUUUUUAUAUUAUAUUUUUAUUUGGUAACUCAGCAAUGCUGUCGAAGCGAAGAAAGCGAUUCAACGAAAAAGACAAUGUAAAGAGCAUUUACACUUUAUUAAAUUGUACCAAAUUUAUCAAUACUUGAUAAAAAAAAACUGUUUAUUAAUUAUUUAAGUACAUAUCUAUUAGUACAAUUUCAAUUUCAUAUCACUUCUUGUAAAUUUUCAUAUCAUUUUUGCUGUGUAAAAAAUCUGACAUAUGUAUAAAAUGUCAUGAAAAAUUUAAGCGCGAACGCCUCCAUUUUUAAUCAGAAUUUGAUAUCGAAAAUUUUUCUAAGGCAGCUUAUAAAGGGCUAAAAGCUUUAAAUAUAUCACAAUGUUAGCUUUAAUAUACCCUGUGUUGACAUAUUGAAUGCAAUCCGGUAAUGACUUUACCGUUUCGAUGAGAGGGCCUACGUUCUAGUGGAAAGUGUAUCGUUAAUAGAUGAAGUACCCGUUAUCAACGUAUAAUAUUAUGUCAUUAAAAAAUGGCAGUAGUUAAAGAAUUCGUUAAACGGUUUUUACAGUAGUAUUAGAUGUAGCCAAAUAAAUAUCGAGCAUGUUAUUUAUGUGCAUAUUGUAUGUUACAUAAUUAUAUCGAGUUAUCAAAAAAAAAAAUGUAUCGUUAGAUGAAAAUAUGAAUAAUCCAGCUUCUAUUCAUUAGUCAUUUUCUGUUACCUAUCGAGGGUCUGACAUAGUAGGAACUCUUCUUAGCGAAUAUGAAAACAUAUAACCAAACUUUUUCACUAUUACAAAGGCAUAACACUUGACCUUUCUUUCUAGUUACUAUAUAUGGGAUGUGACAUUUUCUGUCUCAUUCGUACGUUUGGAUAUUUUGUAAUGUGUCUACUUAUAAGAUAAUGCCUACCUUUUUAGAUAAGAUUAUAUCGGAGAGAUGACUUUUAUACGAAUGUUAAGUAACUGUUGACGCUAACUUUACAAUAAGUACUUCCAAUUAACCAUAUCACGUUUCGUUUAAAUUUGGCCAAUAUUCUUUAUAUUGUUCAUCGAUAUUAAUAUUCCAUUUUACAAUUUUAGUGUAUGAAAUAUUUGUAUUCUGGAUUAUUAUAUCUGUGACCACAAUUAUGUAUUUUUUUUAAAUGGCAACUCGUUAUUAUUCCGUUUCGUUUUAUAACGAAUAAUCCUAGUUUUAAUUUGGCUAAUAUAGAUUUUAAGAAUACGAAAAGCACAAUUUAUUACUUAUCGAAUGGAAAAUUAUUAUUAAAUCAACACUAAUAUAUUGUUAAUAAUUUUAAUGUAUUUGUUUAACGUGUAGGACGAGUCUUAUUUUUUGUUUUUUUUAAUAUUGGCAAAGUUAUAUAAAAUAUACUACUUCCGCAUUUAUUUGUAUAUUUUACUGUGUUUAUAAUGUUUUAGAAGUUAAAUCCAAAUAAACGUUCUGCAUAGUAA